AUGGCUCGCAACUCCGACUCAACUGUGCUUACGGCUAAUUACAUUGGACCGUUCAAGAUUUCAGUGUCCGAUAAGAAGAGCGGAACUUACGAAGUUAACAAUGUUGACGGUUCAAGUGCUAUUAGAAUCGGAUCACAUCGAAUUCCGACGACAGAAAUCAUCCUUCGUCGCACACGUGAAGCUGCUACACCUCUUAUGUCUUACGAGUUUAAGAAAAUUCUGGGGAAGUACAAACAUGAGAACAUGACUUACUACACAACAGAGUUUGCAGAUGGUGCACAAUACGAUCUACUCCCAUCGGUAUUUGAUGAUCCAGACGUAUUGAAGGCUUUUAAUAAGAAGUUUCGCAAACGCCUACAUAAGAACAAGGCAGACGCAGAGGCAGUCUUGCAUACAAACAAACGUCCCGAUGUAGUUACGGUUUAUCCACAGACUUUAUUCAUUCCAAGCUUCCAAGAGCAUGGAAUGUACGUACCUCCUAAUGGCACCAAGAAACGUCCCAUCCACCAUCGGGGACCUCAAGGACCUCAACUCAAACGUAGUAGAGUUACUGAGUAA
Molecule: messenger RNA, 558 nt
Organism: Sphaeroforma arctica JP610
Lineage: Eukaryota; Ichthyosporea; Ichthyophonida
Exons: 1
Coding region: 1-558 (185 amino acids)
Source: RefSeq, a predicted model, not a curated record